Messenger RNA from Nerophis lumbriciformis (worm pipefish), 1119 nucleotides. The record is from RefSeq and is a predicted model, not a curated record. Lineage: Eukaryota; Metazoa; Chordata; Actinopteri; Syngnathiformes; Syngnathidae.
AUGCAAAGCACCAGCGUGACGCUCCAGUCCAGGAAGAGGAAACGAGAUGUCUCCAAUGUGGACAAUGAGAUGGGAGAAAGGAUUGGGAAAAUCCCCAGAUGCACUGUGGGAUUGAAACACCCUGCACCUUUCGCGGAUGAGCUCGUGCCAGCGAACGCGCAACCCUACGAGAGAGUCUGCAUGGAGGAGGCCAAACGGGGAACGCAACCGGAAAGACCGGUGCGGGUUUACGCCGAUGGAAUCUUUGAUGUUUUCCACUCAGGGCAUGCUAGGGCUCUUAUGCAGGCAAAAUGCCUCUUCCCAAAUACACACCUCAUUGUUGGUGUGUGCAGCGACGACCUGACGCACAAGUUCAAGGGCUUCACGGUCAUGAACGAAGACGAGCGCUACGACGCCGUCCGGCAUUGUCGCUACGUGGACGAAGUGGUGCGAAACGCUCCCUGGACGUUAACGCCGGAGUUCCUCGCUAAGCACCGCAUCGACUUUGUGGCUCACGAUGACAUCCCGUAUUCCUCGGCGGGGAGCGAUGACGUUUAUAAGCACAUCAAGGAAGCAGGCAUGUUCGCUCCCACACAGCGCACAGAAGGAAUCUCCACCUCCGACAUCAUCACCCGCAUCGUCCGCGACUACGACCUGUACGUCAGGCGCAACCUGCAGCGCGGCUACACGGCCAAGGAGCUCAACGUCAGCUUCAUCAACGAGAAGAAGUACCACCUGCAGGAGCGCGUGGACAAGGUCAAGAGGAAAGUACGAGACGUGGAGGAGAAGAGUAAGGAGUUUGUCCUAAAGGUGGAGGAGAAGAGCAUCGACCUCAUCCAGAAGUGGGAGGAGAAGUCCAGGGAGUUCAUUGGCAAUUUUUUGCAAAUGUUCGGGCCUGAAGGAGCUCUGAAGCACAUGCUGAAGGAAGGCAAAGGUCGCAUGCUGCAGGCCAUCAGCCCUCGCCAAAGCCCGAGCAGCAGCCCCGCCCGCGAGGAGCGCUCGCCCUCGCCCACUUUCCGCCUGCCCUUCUUCAACAAGAGCUCGCCACCCCCCUCGCCAUCGGCGCACCACAGCGGGGCACGCGGUUACCUCAUCAGCGAAGACGACGAAGACAAUGACGACCGAGAUGAUGACAACUAG